AGCCGGGUUCCACCUCCUCCGGGGGCUGGGCAAUGGGCGGGGAAGGGGACACGCCGAUUAAAGGGAGGCCAGCGCGGGGCCGGGCUGCUUGUGCCGGCGCCGCGUUGUCCCCAGCCUGGCCACGGUGGAGGACGCGCCGAGGGCCAUGGUCCAGCGGCCCAGACCCCAGAGAUAGCGAGCUGCUGUUCCUGCCCAGUUCUCGCUGAGCGUCUGGAACGCAGGUAUCCGGGAGCUGGUCUGAUAAGGUAUAGACUUCUGGGCUGAAAGUUACAUUUCUGUGUUAAAAGUUAUCACUCUAAUCAUCUCCUGGCCUCCACUGUUUCCAAGAAAUCUGCUGUAGUUUUUAAUCUUUGUUUCUGUACUUGGAAACACCUUUUUACCAGAAAUCACCAAGAGCUGCUCCAAAAUAGGACAUAACAAGUUCACUCAAGCUAGCUCAAGAAAUCAGGAGGAAGCUGAACCAUCUAUCUCUAGAAAUGUCUUCAGAAAGUAAAGAGCAACAUGACUCUUCAUCCAGAGACACAGAUGAAGGAAAUGACAGUCUUUCAUCUGGGGUCCCCCUGGAGACUCAAAAGGAACGAAGUACUGACUUCAAGCAAGUUGAGACCAAUGAUCAAUGCAGACUUUAUCGUAGGAUCCAUGUGGAGCCUCAAGAGAAAUCAAAUACUAACAUCAAGCAGCUUGUUAUCAAAAAGCUACAGAAGAGUUGCCAGUGUAGCCCAACUAAAGCAAAAAAUAUGAUUUUUGAUUUCCUUCCUGUUUUGCGGUGGUUCCCAAAAUAUGAUCUAAAGAAAAACAUUUUAGGAGAUGUGAUGUCUGGUUUGAUUGUGGGCAUCUUAUUGGUGCCCCAGUCCAUUGCUUAUUCCCUCUUGGCUGGCCAAGAACCUAUCUAUGGUCUGUAUACAUCUUUUUUUGCCAGCAUCAUUUAUUUCCUGUUUGGUACCUCCCGUCACAUCUCUGUGGGCAUUUUUGGAGUGCUGUGCCUUAUGAUUGGUGAGGUAGUUGACCGAGAAGUACACAAAGCUGGCUACGACACUGCUGAUACUGCUCCUUCUUUAGGAAUAGUUUCUAAUGGGAGCAUAUUAAUGAAUCACACAUCAGAAGGGAUAUGUGACAAAAGUUGCUAUGCAAUUAAAAUUGGCAGCACUGUGACCUUUAUGGCUGGAAUUUAUCAGGUAGCGAUGGGCUUCUUUCAAGUGGGCUUUAUUUCUGUCUACCUCUCAGAUGCCUUGCUGAGUGGAUUUGUCACUGGUGCCUCCUUCACUAUUCUUACAUCUCAGGCCAAGUAUCUCCUUGGACUAAGCCUUCCUCGGAGUAAUGGCGCGGGCUCACUCAUCACUACAUGGAUACAUAUCUUCAGAAACAUCCAUAAGACCAAUCUCUGUGAUCUCAUCACCAGCCUUCUGUGUCUUUUGGUCCUUUUGCCAACCAAAGAACUCAAUGAGCACUUCAAGUCCAAGCUCAAGGCACCAAUUCCUACUGAACUCAUUGUUGUUGUGGCAGCCACACUAGCAUCUCAUUUUGGAAAACUAAAUGAGAAUUACAAUUCCAGUAUUUCUGGACAUAUUCCCACUGGGUUUAUGCCACCCAGAGCUCCAGACUGGAACCUAAUACCUAACGUGGCUAUAGAUGCAAUAGCUAUUUCUAUCAUUGGUUUUGCUAUCACUGUAUCACUUUCUGAGAUGUUUGCCAAGAAGCAUGGCUACACAGUCAAAGCAAAUCAGGAAAUGUAUGCCAUUGGCUUCUGCAAUAUUAUCCCUUCCUUCUUUCACUGCAUUACUACUAGUGCAGCUCUCGCAAAAACACUGGUUAAAGAAUCAACAGGUUGCCAAACUCAGCUAUCAGCUGUGGUGACAGCUUUGGUUCUUCUGUUGGUCCUUCUGGUAAUAGCUCCUUUAUUCUUUUCACUUCAGAAGUGUGUCCUUGGUGUGAUCACUAUUGUAAAUCUUCGGGGAGCCCUUUGUAAAUUUAGAGAUCUGCCCAAGAUGUGGAGGGUUAGCAGAAUGGAUACAGUUAUAUGGUUUGUUACUAUGCUGUCCUCUGCUCUGAUAAGCACUGAAAUAGGCCUGCUUGUUGGGGUUUGUUUUUCUAUGUUUUGUGUCAUACUCCGCACACAGAAGCCAAAGAUUUCAUUGCUUGGUUUGGUGGAAGAGUCUGAAAUCUUUGAAUGCAUGACUGAUUACAAGAACCUUCAGACUACACCAGGCAUCAAGAUUUUCCGCUUCAUAGCCCCUCUCUACUACAUAAACAAAGAAUGCUUUAAAUCUGCUUUAUACAAAAAAACUUUAAACCCAAUCUUAGUAAAGGCAGCUCGGAAGAAGGCAGCAAAGAGAAAACUCAAAGAGGAAACAGUGACUUUCAGUGGAAUCCAGGAUGAAGUUUCAGUGCAACUUUCCCAUGAUCCCCUGGAGCUGCACACAAUAGUGAUUGACUGCGGCUCAGUACAGUUUUUAGAUACAGCAGGGAUCCAUGUACUGAAAGAAGUCCGAAGAGAUUAUGAAGCCAUUGGCAUUCAGGUUCUGCUGGCUCAGUGCAAUCCCUCUGUGAAGGAUUCCUUGGCCAGAGGAGAAUACUGCAAAAAGGAAGAAGAAAACCUUCUCUUCUACACUGUGUAUGAAGCAGUGGCUUUUGCUGUAGAAUCUCAAAACCAGAAAGGAAUUUGUGUUCUCAAUGGUCUGAGUUUUUCCAGUGAUUGACAAAGUAAAUGAAAGGAAGAAUACAGUCUAGCCAAUAGGCUAAAAUUUCAAUGUGCAACAUUUUCCACUGUGGAACUAGAAAAUGUUGCAGACUUGAAAUUAAUUCUUCCUUUACAGCUAAUGACUUUUUUAUAUUUUCAAACGUAACAGAGCUUAUGGGUGGACAGAAUCAAAAAGAAGAUGUUGUGGUUUCAAGCUUUCAUGCAGAUACGAAGUAUUUUUGGGUGCAGUAGUUAUUUAUUGAACUUAGUAGCCCGUGCUUAAUUACCACCUUGCUUUAGAGACUAUACAUUUGGACUCUUCCUCCUCCAGGAGGUAAAAGGGUGAAGUAGAGGUGCACAAUAGAAAUGCUAGAACCUUUGUAUGGCUCUGGAGAGGGGAGGAAAGAAGGCAGAGAAUGUUGUACCUGCUCUUCCUGUGGCAGCAGGAUGAAAGGCUCGUGGAGCAUGAGGUCCUAACCAGACAGGUUUAUUCUUACAGUGCUUCUCUGUUCCCAGCCUUUACUCCCCAGACAGCAGUAGGAUAUUUGGCAUUUAGUAGGAAAACAUCCUCCUUUCCUUAAGGCAGAGAAUAGUCUGUGAGCACAGUGUUGUUUGGAGUCUGGUGGCAGGUUUGUGACAUCCUGAUAACCAGCCUGACAUUAGACAGAGCACACUUUGUAACAUCUGACACCAUUUUAUUUAGGAUAAGUAGGUAAGCAAAGAGUUCUUCAAAAUUGGGAAAAAAACAAGAGUCCUCUGUCUUUUCUGUGGUCUUUGUUCUUGUUUCUGAGAAGUUAGUUAUCAUUAAGCUGUUUUAGCUUUUAGUUUUCCUAGAGCUUUCCCAUGAAAUGUGUUCAAAACUGCUAUUUCUGAAUAUUAGUGAUCGUAUUGCCAGAUAAAACAGGAUACUAACUCAACAUUUUCUUACAAAAUUUUAAAUGAGCUUGUGGCAAACUGUCAAGGACAGAUUUUAGAAAAGGACAGUUUCUCUUAAGAACUGUGGUCCUUCCCCUCUACUCCAUGGCAUUUUGGCGAGGUCUGCUGGGGACUGACAGUCUUUCUGAAAUAGAAGCUGCUGUUCAUGGGAAGGAUGUACAGAAGUAAUAGAAUGUUUCCAUGUAUGGGAGUUUUUUUGCUUGCGAUUGUUAGCACCAUAAACUGCCAGUGUUUCUCCUGUUUGUUUACAUUUUUUUGUUGGUUUAGUUUGAAACAGGUCUCACUAUGUAACCCAGUCUCACUUUGAACUUGUUAUUUAGUUUAGGCUAGCCUCAAACUCACGAUCCUCCUCCUUCAACUUCCUGACUGCUGGGAGUACGUGCAGGCCACCAAUCCUUGCAGGAAAAUACUUUUCUAUCAUCCCAGCAAAGCAGUUGCUGAUGGG
Castor canadensis (American beaver) is the source of this 4058-nucleotide messenger RNA. It is a transcript of the gene Slc26a2, whose product is annotated as solute carrier family 26 member 2. The record is from RefSeq and is a predicted model, not a curated record. NCBI's taxonomy places the organism in Eukaryota, Metazoa, Chordata, Mammalia, Rodentia, Castoridae. Gene Ontology annotation, molecular function: secondary active sulfate transmembrane transporter activity. Gene Ontology annotation, cellular component: membrane. Gene Ontology annotation, biological process: sulfate transmembrane transport.